AUGUCAUCCGGCCCCGGUUGGGUUGCGGCCGUCCUGACGUGCUUCUACGGCCUCGCGGCGGCCAAACCCCUGCUGGGCGGCUACAGACGCGCCGUCAAUGCAACGGCGACGCUGAAACUCCAGCCCGUGUGGAUCCUCACCGAGAUCCCCAUUGCCAUCCAGACGUACUUUGCGGCGAGCACCGAGCUGACCAUCUGUGAUGGCCUGACCAUCAGCAUAACCCGGCCGUCGGCCGUCAGCACCGUCUUGACAAUCACCAGGACGAGAAGCACUACAAUCUCAAGCGCCUCCUCUCGCGCCGUCCUUGCCGUCAGCAGCACCAUCACCAUCACCAUCACCAUCAUCAUCGUCAUCACCGCCAUCACCGUCAUCACCAGCUUCCGUCAGCUCGCAAACCCGAACCGACACCGGCACCAGCAGCGGCGCCGAUACCGACCCCGACACCGCUUUUCCAAUAAACACGGGCGCUUCGGCCAGCGCUACUUCUUCGUCAGCUCAACAGCCUGGCACCAGCAUAGUUGCCGCCCAGAGCUCCAACAAUGUGGCAAGCUCUGCUGA
Ustilaginoidea virens is the source of this 558-nucleotide messenger RNA. RefSeq lists its product as uncharacterized. NCBI's taxonomy places the organism in Eukaryota, Fungi, Ascomycota, Sordariomycetes, Hypocreales, Clavicipitaceae. The record is from RefSeq and is a predicted model, not a curated record. The coding region runs from base 1 to 558 and encodes 185 amino acids. The transcript has 2 exons.